Messenger RNA from Malaya genurostris, 1682 nucleotides. RefSeq names its product periodic tryptophan protein 1 homolog (gene nclb). Gene Ontology annotation, biological process: rRNA processing. NCBI's taxonomy places the organism in Eukaryota, Metazoa, Arthropoda, Insecta, Diptera, Culicidae. Gene Ontology annotation, molecular function: protein binding. Gene Ontology annotation, cellular component: nucleus. The record is from RefSeq and is a predicted model, not a curated record. Bases 117 to 1604 code for a protein of 495 amino acids. The transcript is spliced from 7 exons.
UUGACAGUUGUUACUGCUUUGGCCUACGCGAGAACACGUGUGUUUUGAAAGUGUUGAGUAAUUUCUUCCUAAUUUCUGUUGUAUUUAUCGGUAGUUAGUUGAUCAAAUUCAUCACAAUGGAGUCCGAUCAGGAGGAUGAGGUGCCGAACGUUAAUUUUGUUCCAAGUCUGCUGUUUGUGAAGCGAGGCGUUGCAAAAUCAAAUCCUGAUAAGGUAACUUUGACGCCGGAAGAACUGGCAAGGAUUAUUAAUAAUACCAGAGAUGAUUUGGAAGAGGAAGGUGGUGAUGGGAUGGACACUUCGGAAGAUGAAGAAAAUGAGGACAGCGCUGCCAGGUUAGCUGGUCGGGCUCGCGAUACAGCUGGUGCUGCGGGGAGCGGAACGUCCGCUGGUGACGAAUUUGGUUUUGAACGAUACGAACAGGAAUCUGGUGAACCCGUAGUUAGACUAAGUUCGGUAGCCAUUGUAGAUCCAGCAGAGAACAUCCAGGACGAGGAUGACUCCGAAGCGGAAGACGAAAUCAUCAAACCGUCGGAUAAUCUAAUUUUGGUUGGGCACGUUCAAAAUGACAGUGCUUCCAUGGAAGUGUACAUUUUCAACGAUGAAGAAGGAAGCUUGUACGUUCAUCACGAUUUUCUGCUUCCCAGUCCACCGCUUUGCAUUGAAUGGCUUAGCUUUGAUCCGGGGAGUGAAAAAUCGGGAAACAUUUGUGCUAUUGGUUGCAUGGAUCCGGUUGUUACCCUGUGGGACUUGGACAUUCAGGAUUCGUUGGAACCGGUUUGCAAAUUAGGAUCGAAAGGCAGCCGUAAAAAGAACAAACCAAAACUUGGUCACACUGAUGCUGUGUUGGAUCUUUCCUGGAACCGUCACCUAGAACACAUUUUAGCCAGCGGCUCGGUAGAUCAAUCGGUUAUCUUGUGGGACAUUGAGAACGGAACGCCGCAUACUACGAUUCGUGACUUUGAGGAGAAAGUGCAAACACUUUCAUUCCAUCCAACCAAACCGGAAGCGCUGCUGGUGGGAAGUUGCGACGGUAAAGUGAAGGUUUUCGAUUGCCGUUCCACGACCGAGGAGAGCAGCAGUUUCAAAUCUUGGGACCUGGGUGGUGAAGUUGAACGCGUCUGCUGGAGUUCCCACAACGAUCAUCACUUCGUGGCCAGCACCAACCAGGGUCGGGUUCACUACAUUGAUGUGCGAAACAAUCAUCCGCUGUGGUCCAAGGAGUUGCACGAAAAGGAAAUCACCGGAUUGGUGCUGAGUACGAUGGUGAAGGGCAUGUUGUCGACUGCAUCGGCGGACGGGACGCUGAAAGUUUGGGACAUUGACGAUGACGAUGCACGGCUGAUUUAUAAGAAAAAUCCUAAAAUGGGGGUCAUCCAGUGUUUGGAGGCUUGUCCGGAAAAUCCAUUUAUGUUGGCGCUCGGUGGGGAUUUGAAGACGAAGAACUUUGCAGUUAUCAAUCUGUUGGAUAAUGAUGGUGUAACCGAUGUAUUUAAAUCACGGUUUGAUCCAAACUACAUCCCGGUGGCCACAGAAGGAGACUUGAAUAUGGCAACGGAAGCGAUGGAAGACGCUACGAUUGAUGACAGUGAUGAAGAUGAUUGAUUCCAUGGUAUUUACUCUAGUGUUGGGUAUUUGCUAUAUUGGAAAUAGAAAUACAUGAUUGUUGUAAAAUAUCGAAAA